AUGCCCAAAGAAAAGAAAAAAUUAAAAAUCAAAAUCAAAAUCAUCACUUUUAACAAACGUUUAUCAAGUAGAUUGACUUCAUUAAAUUCAACUUUCACUUUCAAUUCUUCUUCAAAAUCUCAAUCACUCUAUCAACCUAUCCAAGCUGAACCAUCUUCAACUCUAGACUUACUCGAAAUCAAAAACCCAAUCAAUCUAGAUUUACGAACACUUAAGCCUACUGCUAAACCAGAAGUCAUCGAUCUUAUCAACAUUUCAAUCCCAAUCAACAUCCAUCCCAAAACAGAUUCUAUAAAUUUAAAUCCAUUCUGUCCAAUUUCAAAACCAUCAUCUAAAAAGAUUCUUCGUCGAAGAUUUGUUUCAUUACCACCUAAGCUUACUACGAUUUUUGAAGAUCAACUUAAAGAAAAAGAAGAAGAAGAACGUAAUACUUGUUUUGUAGAAAUCAAAAUCAUCAAUCGGUCUUCAACUUAUACUUAUCAUAGUAUUUAUGAACCAUCCAAAACACAUAAAGGAUCAUACAGACCUGGUUCAGAGUUCAUCCAACUACGUGGUACGCCUUCUAAACCUUACCCACAUCUAACUGGGGUUUUGAAUCCGCCUAAAAGAAAAUAUAAAUCAAGUCCUUUUAUGAUUAAACAUCGUUCUAGAUAUUCAUCAUGA
Melampsora larici-populina 98AG31 is the source of this 663-nucleotide messenger RNA. RefSeq lists its product as uncharacterized. The coding region runs from base 1 to 663 and encodes 220 amino acids. The record is from RefSeq and is a predicted model, not a curated record. Lineage: Eukaryota; Fungi; Basidiomycota; Pucciniomycetes; Pucciniales; Melampsoraceae. The transcript has 2 exons.